AGUGUGUUUGUUUUGGGUUUUGGAAGGCUUCAAAUACUCCACAGCUUCCCUUCUAGGGUUUGCUUCUUCUUUCUUCUUCCUCAAGCUUUUCAUCCUCUGAUGAUCUCUUCCACCAUUUUCUUCCAACUCAGUUACAUUCAUAAUGAUUUCCACUCUUCACCGAUUCCAUCUCAAUCUCCGGUUUCUUCAUGAGUUUUCUACCACGGUUCCACUCUAGAGGCGGCGGCGGCGGCGAUAGUCUUAUGGCCUCUGGUGCUAUUGCUCAGCCACAUCUUGUUACUCAAUCUUCUUUCGCCAAAUCAAUGUUCUCUUCCCCCACGCUCUCUCUCGCUCUCACGAAUAUCGAUGGGCUCGGCGCCGGGGAGAUGAUUCCAGCGGAUGUUAGGAGGAGGAAUAGAGAGGAAGAGGCAGCGGAGAGUAGAUCUGGGAGCGAGAACAUGGUGGACGGUGGUUCCGGCGAGGAAGUGGAGGGCGGCGGCGGUGGUGGUAGGAAGAAGAGGAAAAAACGGUACCACCGUCACAGUGCGGAACAGAUUCAAGAACUGGAAGCUAUGUUCAAAGAAUGUCCUCAUCCUGAUGAAAAACAACGAUUGGAGCUCAGUAGAAGACUCUCUUUAGAAACUAAACAAGUUAAAUUCUGGUUUCAAAAUCGUCGAACUCAAAUGAAGACACAGUUGGAACGCCAUGAGAACACAUUACUAAGACAAGAGAAUGAGAAGCUCCGUGCAGAGAACAUGGCAAUUCGAGAGGCCAUGAGGGAUCCAAUCUGCUCCAACUGCGGCGGACCGGCCAUCAUCGGAGAGAUCUCCAUCGAAGAACAGCAACUCCGAAUUGAAAACGCAAGAUUAAAGGACGAAUUGGAUCGGGUGUGUGCCCUGGCUGGAAAAUUCCUGGGACGGGCAGCGGUUCCGGUAUCGCCACCAUUGGCAUCGAGCUCGUGUUUGGAGGAAUAUGGAGGUGGUGGAACGAUGAUGAUGGAGAGAUGUGUGUAUUUGGAGAUGGGUUUAGCAGCCAUGGAUGAGGUUGUGAAAAUGGCAAAUGAGGAAGAGCCAUUGUGGGUUAGAGAGAAACUGAAUGAAGAAGAAUAUUUGAGAAUGUUCAGUGGGAUUAAACACAUUAAUAAUGGGUUUGUUUCUGAGGCUUCUAGACAAACUGCUCUUGUCUUCCUCAACACUUCUGCUCUCCUUGACACUCUCAUGGAUCCUGACCGGUGGGUGGACAUGUUUCCGAACUUGGUCGCGACGGCUAGCAUCGCCGACAUAAUCUCCGGCGGUCUCGGAGGAACCCGGAACGGCGCUCUUCAACUGAUGCAUGCAGAGCUUCAAAUUCUGUCUCCAAUGGUUCCGGUGAGACAGUUAAGCUUCCUUCGCUUUUGUAAGCAACACGCUGAAGGCGUUUGGGCCAUCGUCGACGUCUCCAUCGAUCCCGUUACCGAUACUUCUUCCUCUCCGUCGUGCCGGAGACUCCCCUCUGGCUGUCUCAUCCACGACAUGACCAAUGGCUACUCCAAGGUUACUUGGGUUGAGCAUUCGGAGUACGAUGAAAGCUAUAUUCACGAGCUGUAUCGGCCCCUGAUUCGCUCCGGCCUUGGCUUUGGUGCGCAACGGUGGAUCGCCGCCCUCCAACGCCAAUCCGAGUGCCUUGCCAUCCUCUCCACCCCUCUAGACCAUUCUGGAAUAUCAGCAAAUGGACGGCGGAAUAUGGUGAAGCUAGCGCAACGGAUGACGGCAAAUUUUUGUGCAGGAGUAUGCGCGUCUACAGUGUACAAGUGGAACAAACUGAACACGAGGAAUAACAACGUUGGAGAAGAUGUGAAAGUGAUGACGAGGAAGAGCGUGGAGGAUCCCGGGGAGCCGCCGGGCACGGUGCUGAGUGCAGCGACGUCGGUGUGGGUGGCGGCCGCGGUGGAGAGAGUGUUUGAGUUUCUUCGUGAUGAGCGGCUGAGGAGUGAGUGGGACAUCCUGUCCAACGGCGGUCCCAUGCAGGAAAUGCUUCGUAUCCCCAAAUCACAACACCGUCACCAUCCCAACGCCGUCUCGCUCCUCCGUGCCACCUCUCUAAAUCCAAACCAGAGCAGCAUGUUAAUUCUACAAGAGACUUGCACCGAUGCAUCGGGGUCGCUUGUAGUGUACGCGCCGGUGGAUAUUCCGGCAAUGCAGGCGGUGAUGAACGGCGGGGAUUCAGCCUACGUGGCAUUACUACCGUCGGGGUUCGCGGUGGUGCCGGCAGAGGAGGAUGGUGGCGGUGGCAGAGGGAGUUUGUUGACGGUGGCGUUUCAGAUAUUGGUGAAUAGUUUGCCGACGGAUAAGCUGACGGUGGAGUCGGUGGAGACGGUGAAUAAUUUGAUUUCGUGUACGGUGCAAAAAAUUAGAAACGCUCUCCGCUGUCACGAGCCUUCCACGUGACCCCCACCAAAGGAUCUCUUCGAUUUCGACCCGACGGCGACUCACCCUGCUGUGGUUUCCAUUUUACCCCUCUCACCUUGAAGUUUGUGUAAGUUUUUUUUCAAAAAAAAAAAAUCUUAAAUUUUGUCAUUUGUUUAAAAUAUAUAUUAGUUAAAUUGCAAAUAUGGUCCCUACCGUUUCGAGAAAGUUAGAAUAUAGUCAUGUGAUUUUUAAUUAUAAUUUAGUUAUAUAGUUUGAUGAUUUUUUCAUAAAUAGUCAAAUAAUACGACUAUUUAUAAGAUUUUAUCAAACUGUAAAAAUUAAAUUCUAACUUUUAAAACCAUAAGAGCUAAAUUCUAACAUUUUAUAAAUUAUAGGGAUCAAAUUUGCAAUUUAACUUAAAUAUAUCUAGUUUUUCAAAAAUUUCAAUAUUACCUUUAGUCUUUCAUAAAUAUUCCAAAGUUAACUUGGAGUAAAAUUUUUCUUCAUUAUUUUUGGAUGAAUAGUGAGACAUCUAUAACGGUGAUUUAAGACGAUGUAAUGAUGUUCAUGUCUCACUCCUCCUCCAACAUUCAAUGAUGCGAUGAUGUUCAUAUGAGAAUUUUGAAACCUUUAUAAAAAGAUCAAAGGUAAUAUUGCAAUUUUUGAAAAAAUAAAGUUAUUUUUUUUUAAACAAAUGAACAAUUCAAGGAUUUUUUUAAUUAUAUAAAUUGUUUAUGAUUAUUAUUACUUUAGAGGUAGAUAUGUUGAGAAAAAUGUGAGGGUGGUAUUGAGUCAAGAACGAACCGCCAAUGUGUUGAGUAUGACUCGGUGGGUGGGUUCGGGUAUUGACUCUGGUCGACUCUCGUGUUGACUCAUUUAUCUAAUUAUGAUAUUUAUUUUUAUUGAUAAUUUGUUUUGUGGUUAGUCUGAUUUAACCUGAUUAUAUAAUUUCAAUGUAUAUUCUUUUAAUAUCAUUCAAAAAA
This is a messenger RNA of Benincasa hispida (wax gourd), 3349 nucleotides long. Its product is annotated as homeobox-leucine zipper protein ANTHOCYANINLESS 2-like. Gene Ontology annotation, molecular function: DNA binding; DNA-binding transcription factor activity, RNA polymerase II-specific; lipid binding. Gene Ontology annotation, biological process: regulation of DNA-templated transcription. NCBI's taxonomy places the organism in Eukaryota, Viridiplantae, Streptophyta, Magnoliopsida, Cucurbitales, Cucurbitaceae. The record is from RefSeq and is a predicted model, not a curated record.